AUGGCCACCACUGCCGCCGCCGACAUCCCGACUGUCGAGCUCCUCUACAAGCUCGGCAAGCUUACGCCUUCGUCGCAGCCCCUCUACACCCCGAACGCGUCGCACAACCAAAAGGUAGCCGUCACCCGCGGCGACAUCACGCGGCUCGCCGUUGACGCCAUCGUCAACGCCGCAAACGGCUCCCUCCUCGGCGGUGGCGGCGUCGACGGCGCCAUCCAUCGCGCCGCCGGCCGCGGCCUCCUCCAGGAGUGCAAGACCCUGAACGGGUGCGCCACCGGCUCCGCCAAGAUCACGGGCGCCUACAACCUGCCCUGCAAGAAGGUCAUCCACACCGUCGGCCCCGUCUACGACGAGCUCAACCCGGCGCCCGCCCAGCACCACCUCGAAAACUGCUACCGGACGAGCCUGGCCCUCGCCGUCCAGCACGGCUGCCGCACCGUCGCUUUCAGCGCCAUUAGCACCGGCAUUUACGGAUACCCCAGUUACGAGGCUGCGCCCAUUGCCGCCGAAGUUGUUAGAGACUUUCUUGACGGGGAAGACGGCGACAAGCUCGACAAGGUCAUCUUCUGCACCUUUGAGAUGAAGGACGUCAAUGCCUACAACGAGGCUCUCCCAGUCUUCUUCCCUCCCCCCGACCAGACCGCUGCUCCCAAGCAGACCGACGACGGCCCGACCCAGGAGCAAGCCGACGAGGCCGAUGCCAUUGCCGCGGAGCUGCCCAGUGUUCCCAAGACCGAUCCCGCCCAGUAG
Molecule: messenger RNA, 750 nt
Organism: Colletotrichum higginsianum IMI 349063
Lineage: Eukaryota; Fungi; Ascomycota; Sordariomycetes; Glomerellales; Glomerellaceae
Product: Macro domain-containing protein
Exons: 2
Coding region: 1-750 (249 amino acids)
Source: RefSeq, a predicted model, not a curated record